Molecule: messenger RNA, 708 nt
Organism: Didymodactylos carnosus
Lineage: Eukaryota; Metazoa; Rotifera; Eurotatoria; Philodinida; Philodinidae
Source: the annotation of a GenBank genome assembly
AUGUUGUGUGUAAACAGGGGAAAAACAGCAAAAGCAGACAAUUCUCAAAAUGCGGACAGCGGACAAAUUGCGGAAAAAACUCCAAAAUGCGGACCAUCUGGGAAUAGACGGUCCGUAACGGAUAUCCGUUUUGGUCGACCUGGCUUGUCUAGUGAGCAUCACAAUUCUAUGACUAAAGCAAUGGGUGUAGUUCAAGACAAAUUUUCACGUGAUUCAGAUUACCAACGAGGGCUAAAUGAAGUUGAACUGGAAAAGUUGAAGAAACUUGCUGAGUUGGAAGCGCAGAAAAAUGAGCACACGAAUGAAUUAGAUCGCCAAAAACUUGAAAUGGAAAAGAACAAGGCCAAGGCUGAAAUUGAGGCUGAAUUGUUUCAAACAAGAUUGAGAACUCAAUCAUCUCUAUUUGAAAAAUUCGUUGACUAUAUGCGAGCCACACUUGAUACAAAUACUGCUUUGAUUCAGCAACAAGGGCAAUUGUAUGCUUUAAUUGAGAAAACUAGUGAUCCUAGCAAAUCAAGUUAUUUUACGGUCAAAGCGGAUAAAAUCGAAAUCAUGCAGCCUAGCAAGUUAAUGGCUAUUGGUCUUGAAAAAGUUAAGGAAUUAAAUUUAAAAAGUUCCGAAGAAAUAAAAUACUUGGAAUCCAGAUUAGAAGAUGUUCUUGGAAUUAUGGGUCGUAAUAAUCGUCAAUUACUGCUUCAUGACAGUUGA